AUGAACAAAUGCGGCAGGAAAAAAUAUAUUAAGACAAAUUUAAGACAAAUGACCAUGGAAACAAUUGAAUCUCAACAGGAUGGAAGUGUAACAGAUUCUUUGACAGAGAGAGAAUCUGCAAAUAUGCAGGCCCAGACUGGCCAAAAUUCAAUCCCUAAUUUAGCUCAGGUAGCAACAAUCACAGAGACAGAUGAGUCUACAGAAUCAGAAGGUGUAAUUGAUUCUCAUAAACGCAGAGAAAUCCUUUCACGAAGACCCUCUUAUCGAAAAAUACUGAAUGAACUUUCCUCUGAUGUGCCUGGUGUUCCCAAGAUUGAAGAAGAAAAAUCAGAGGGAGAAGGAACACCACCUAACAUCGCUACCAUGGCAGUACCGACUAGCAUAUAUCAGACUAGCACGGGGCAAUACAAUGAGGAAACUGAACUUGCCCCAAGUCACAUGGCUGCUGCCACUGGUGACAUGCCAACUUACCAGAUUCGAGCGCCUACUACUGCUUUGCCACAGGGAGUAGUGAUGGCUGCCUCCCCAGGAAGUUUGCACAGCCCCCAGCAACUUGCAGAAGAAGCCACACGAAAACGAGAGCUGAGACUAAUGAAAAACAGGGAAGCUGCCCGGGAGUGUCGCAGGAAGAAGAAAGAAUAUGUCAAAUGUCUUGAAAAUCGUGUGGCUGUGCUUGAAAACCAAAACAAGACUCUCAUUGAGGAACUCAAGGCCCUUAAAGAUCUUUAUUGCCAUAAAGCAGAGUAA
Messenger RNA from Pipistrellus nathusii (Nathusius's pipistrelle), 747 nucleotides. The record is from the annotation of a GenBank genome assembly. Lineage: Eukaryota; Metazoa; Chordata; Mammalia; Chiroptera; Vespertilionidae.